Messenger RNA from Fukomys damarensis (Damara mole-rat), 931 nucleotides. Its product is annotated as cystatin-12. The record is from RefSeq and is a predicted model, not a curated record. The transcript is spliced from 3 exons. Lineage: Eukaryota; Metazoa; Chordata; Mammalia; Rodentia; Bathyergidae. Gene Ontology annotation, molecular function: cysteine-type endopeptidase inhibitor activity. Bases 279 to 695 code for a protein of 138 amino acids.
GGAGGCAGCAGAGGAGACAUUGUGUUGGCUCUCACGCUGUGCUCGAGAGGGGCUGGAGCUGGAGAUGGGCAGCUGCCAGGCAUGAGGUGAAAGUGCCACUAAGACUGGGGUGGGGUGGAGGGAGCUGUCACUUCCUGCUCUGUGCUGUACAGUGAUAACGGAAGCCCAGGCUGGGGAGUGGUAGAGAGAGGUGGCCAGCAGCACAGGGCUCUGGUGGACCGGGCUACGGGUAAUCCUGUGCCAGAAGUCAAGAGCUGCUCCCACCACUGCCCUGAACUAUGUUAACCAGUCUGAUGCUCACACAAAGGCCAGCCAUGCUGUGGAAGGUGGCACUGCUUGUGGGGUUCCUUGUGCUGGUGACCCCUGUCCGCCGUGACCAGUUUGUGGAUAUCGACAAGAAGUUGAAGGCUUUUGCCAUGUCUGUGGAGCAUGUGGUGUUUCAGUUCAAUGAGGCCCAGGAGGACCCAUUUGCUUACAAGUUCCUGCGGGUCAGGCGGAGCCAGGGCCAGUUCUCUACUGGGACAUAUUUAAUAGACCUGGAGAUGGGCCGCACAGUAUGUAGAAAACACGAUGAAGACAUUGACAACUGCCCACUGCAACAAGACACAGGACGGAGGAAGGUGCGCUGCACUUACAUCGUGCAGACCAUAGAGUGGUUUACCAAGUUCUCCAUCCUGAACAGCACCUGUGCUUAGGCCUAGGUGGAGAGGGCCUGGCCCCGUAAACAUCCUCAUCUUUGGGAGUGUGACACCCUUUUGUCCUAGGUCUGAGUGAACAGGGCAAUUAAAGGCCUCUCACAGCACUUUAAGAUCUCCAAGCCUCUUGUGUCCUCCAUGUUGCUAUUUGCUAUGGAUGUCAUUGUCAAGAGGAUUUGUCAUCAUGAUCAAUCAUCAGUAAAUUCUGUGAAGCAGAGCAUCCUUCACUUGCUCCU